AAGUAAAACAUAUUUUUAUUAUAAUUUUUUAAACAGUAUUUCAAAAAAAAAUUGAAAAAAAAAGGGAAAAAAAAAGAAACUCACUCAUCACUUUCUCUCUUUUUCGCUCCCAAACAAACGAAAAAACCCUAACUUUCGCUCGAGUGUACAUAAUUCUUUUUGUUCUUAAAAAAAAAAAAGAGGCUAUGGCGGCAUCAGAUAAAGAGCUGGAGUUACAAUUAAUGGAGGCUGGGAACAUGCUCGUUGAACCACCUUCAUCAGUUGAUGAGCUCAUUCCUCUCCUCGACCAAGUUGAAAGUUGUCUUUCAAGGGUGGAACAAUCACCAAGCCAAGCAAUGCAAAAUGCGCUCUCUCCAUCACUCAAAGCCUUGGUGGCGGAGCAACUUUUGAGACACCCUGACAAUGAUGUCAAAGUUGCAGUUGCGGCUUGUGUGAGCGAGAUAACAAGGAUAACUGCACCAGAGGCUCCUUAUGAUGAUGACCAAAUGGGGGAGAUCUUUCAACUAAUUGUAUCAUCAUUUGAACAUUUGUCUGACAAGUCCAGCCGCUCAUUCAUUAAGAGGAUCUCAAUCCUUGAAACUGUUGCCAAAGUCAGGUCAUGUGUGGUGAUGUUGGAUCUUGAAUGCGAUGCAUUAAUUAUUGAGAUGUUCCAGCAUUUCCUCAAGGAAAUAAGGGAUCAUCAUUCAGAGAUUGUCUUUACAUCAAUGGCGACUAUUAUGACCCUUGUAUUGGAAGAAAGUGAGGACAUCCCUGUGGAGUUGCUCUCUCCAAUUUUAGUUAGUGUAAAGAGGGAUAAUGAGGAAGUUCUUCCUGUUGCUCGGAGGUUGGCAGAGAGAGUGCUUGAGAACUGUGCAUCAAAGCUGAAACCUUACCUAACGCAGGCUGUAGAGAACUUUGGCAUUUCUUUUGAUGAUUAUAGUAGUGUAGUUGCUUCUAUAUGUCAAGUGUCACCUAGUGCUGUGGAUCAAAGUGAUACUGUUGCUGAAAAACAUGUGGAUGAUGAGAGCAAACCAGCAGUCUCACCUUUGGACAAGGAGGAUAAAGAAAUUCCUGAAGAAGCAGUUUCUACUGGACAAGGUCUUGCAAAUGAAAAAUCUCCCAAGUCAGUUGUUAGCAAUGGCAGGGUGCAAACUGCUGAAGACAACUUAUUGACUGAUGCAAGCACCGUAAAGAAGCAAGAGGAUGACCAUCUUUGUGAUAAGUCCAAGAAUGAUGAUACAUCAACUGUUGCUGAACCUGAUAGAUUGGAAGCUGAGAAAAUAGUCAAUUCAGAUUCUAGGUCAGAGGAAAGUACCCUGGAAACGGGGAAGAAAUCUGAUUCAAAAUCAACAAAACCUUCUGACAACUUUCAUGUUGAUGAGAAGGAAACUGAGACAUCACUGGACCUUAAAAAUGACAGCAAGGAUGAUGCUGGUUCAUUGCGUGACAAUAUGUCUGUUGAUGGGGCUGUAUCCUCUGAAAAUAAACGAGAGACAGAUGCUCAAUCUUCCGCACCAAAACCAACUGAGGAUGAAUCUGCUGUUGUUGCUUCCCCAACACCAAGUGGGUCUAUACCUGAUGAGAGUCAUUCUGAAAAGGCUGCUCAGCCAAAGAGUAUACCUGAUGAGAGUCGAUCUGAAAAGGCUGCACAGCCAAAAAGUAUACCUGAUGAGAGUCAAUCCAAAAAGGCAGCACAGCCAAAGACUGUUCCUGAUGAGAGUCAUUCCAAAAAGGCUGCACAGCCAGAAAGGAAAGAGAGCUUGAGUGAGGAGACCACACCUUCUGUUGAUGACGUCCCUAAGAAGGUAUCUGAAGUGAUGAGUGAUUCAGAAGUAAAAGCAAGUAAACAAUCAGGGAAAAAGGUUGCUACUGUGAUUUCCAACAAGGUUAAUACUGCUGUUGAUGUAGAUGAAUCCAAGAAAGAAAGUGGCAGUGCAAGUGGUUCAGAGGCAAAAUCAAGGACACAAUCCUCAAAGAAGGUAAGUUCUAGCAGUAAUAAUUUAGAUGAACCCUUGUCAAGGCAGCUGGAGGAUAAGAAAAAGCGAGCUCGGGGGAAAGUUCCUGAGAAAGAUGGAACAAAAACCUCAACCAUGAAUGACAAUGAGGAAGUGGUUGCUUCUCCGAAGUCUGUGAAACCAAACAAACAUGAUUCUCACAUGGAGGAGAAUUCUAAGACAAGUACUAAGAGAAAGUAUACCACAAACAAAGAAAAAGCAUCUGGUUCUACGGAAUAUGGUGAGAAUUUGGUUGGUUUGAAGGUGAAAGUCUGGUGGCCCAAAGAUCGUGCGUUCUAUGAAGGUGUUAUUCAUUCGUAUGAUACAGUUAAAAAGAAACACAAGGUGAAUUAUGAUGACGGUGAUCAAGAAAUUUUAAAUCUUAAGAGAGAAAAGUGGGAGGUGAUUGAAGAUGAAUCUGGACCAGAUGAGGAAGAAGCAGCUGACCAUCCAAGCCCUGCUGGUUCAUCUGAAAUGCCUCAAAAAAAGAAAGCAAAAACAGCUGAACCGCCUAGCAAGAAAACUAAGAUGGAUGCUUCGCCAAAAAGGGGUGGAGGAACUUCUAGUGGAAAAUCCAAGGGUGUUGCAGCAAAGUCUUUUCGCAAGACAAAGGAAGAUGGUAAAGUGGAUAGCAAAUCCAAAGAUGCCCCCAAGAGUGUUAGUAAAUCAGACAGUGACAAUGUUACCAAAUCCAAAGACCAUAUUACCAAAAGUGGCAGUAAAUCAGUUGACACUGCUUCGAAAGCAGGCAACAAAUCCAAGAAUGAGGAUGGUGGUGACACGCCCAAGUCUACCAAAUCCAAGCAUGAUGGAAGUGUUACACCAAAAGUUUCCACAAAGUCAAAGCAAGACACUUCAAAGACGUCCAAGUCCAAGCAGGAAACCCCCAGGGUUUCCUCCAAUUCUAAGGGUAAGCCUGUUAAAAGUGGUGCUAAAUCUAAUACUAAUGGUACUGGUAAGUCAAAGUCGGGUUCAUCCAAGGUUGAAGAAAGUGAGAGCAUGAAAGAGACCUCCACUGAUUCAGCAAAGCUUGUGGAAAGUACAAAGCGGAAAUCACCAAGUUCGAUCAAGGGACAUGGAAAUGAUUCGGUGUCUGGAAAAAAGCGGCGACGAUGAGCUGAAAGUCACUUCAAUUGCGUUGUAAUUGCCAAGGUUUGGUUCUUUUCCAAUGUGGAAUAUAUGGUUGAAUGCUAGUAUUUUAUCACAGCCUUGUUAGAUGUCCUGGUGCUGCAUUCACAGCUAGCUAGCUGCUAGCCAUACAUUUGAUAAUUGACCUAGUUCGUGGCUAGCAAAUACUCACAGUUAAUGUAGUUUGUAGGGUUGAAGGAUUUUUUUUGGGUCUCUGUUUUAUGGGUAGAAGGAAUGAAUUCCGGUUAUUUAAGGUGCAGCAUUAGGAUAAAAUUGGGUUAGUCUUUUUUUGCCAGAGUUGCUUCUAUAGAUAAUGUAAUAGUUUCAGAAACUUUGAUAGAAGCUAUAUUCUGUUUCAAUAA
Molecule: messenger RNA, 3463 nt
Organism: Gossypium raimondii (Peruvian cotton)
Lineage: Eukaryota; Viridiplantae; Streptophyta; Magnoliopsida; Malvales; Malvaceae
Product: sister chromatid cohesion protein PDS5 homolog C
Exons: 15
Coding region: 186-3089 (967 amino acids)
Biological process (GO): DNA repair; mitotic sister chromatid cohesion
Cellular component (GO): nucleus; chromatin
Source: RefSeq, a predicted model, not a curated record